CUCAAAUUUAGACUAUGCUAUAAGGGUCCAGUAACUUUCAAGCACUUGCAAUCGCACCUUAUCGAACAUUGGUGGAAUAAAAAUUGAUAUUACGUAUAUUGACUUGUGUAUAUGACCUGGAGCUGUACUUGAGUAAUCAUCAACAACCCAGUUAAACGAGACACCUUUGGUUUGCUUCUCGUUACAUUCGUAUCGCUUCGAGUAGAUAAUGUGACUCAGUCCAACGCUUGCGCUCGUCGCACCCCUUCCCAUGCAGCGAAUGCGAAGAAUAAUUUCACCGAGAAUAAUUAAUCCCAAUAUGAGAAAUUGCUCAUUACGCGUGGCGCCAUGUGCAGCAUCUGCUUGUCGUUGUCGAAGAUUAGCAGCGCUUGUAUAAAUACUUCUGUUGUAUUCGUUACAUAGACAUCCUCAUCGAAUUCUAACAAUUGGACAUUGCAAUGAAGCUGAACUUUCUGAACAUUAAUCUCUUGUUGCUUCUGCAAUUCUUCCACAAGGCUGCAGCCGAUGCGACAUUUACUCUGAACUCAUCUGUCACAAAUGCUACUGCUUACAUAAAACCCAGCAAGGGCAAUAUUGGUGAAAUUCUUUUGAAUAUUGAUCCCUCAAAUGACAGGGCAUUUUCAUAUCUUCUUUAUGGUCCUGGAACCAUUGGGUUUUCCUUGGGCGAUGAUGAUACCCCAUUUGCUAUUCAUACGGGAAAAGACAAAGUAUUGUCUAUGGGUAUUCACAUCCCAUAUGGAAACGAAUCCCUCGCUGCGUGGGCACUUUUGGAGAAAGCCGGUGAAUAUUCUGUUGUGACACGGUCGUUGUAUUCAAACGAAACGGACUAUCAAGUCAAAGUUUCAUUUAACGAUAGCAUUGAUGGACACUGUUCUGCGGCUUCAAGAACCGGUACAUUCUGGAUAGCAUUUAGUCUUGCUGCUGCUGUUUUUCUCUCGUGUUUCAAUCUGUCUCUAUAAACGGACUUGAAAACCCAGUCUCAAGUAAGUCCAGCUAAUACCAAUGAUAGUUUGCAUUGGGUGAAAUUCAGUUGAAUAAAUCUUACAUAGUAAUUAUAAUGAUGCCAUAUUUUGCCCGAUUCUGUCUAUAUAAAUGUAUUUAAUUGAGGUCCACUAAAUAGCAACUAUUAUUAACGAUUACUUUAACGAAACUGAAACUUUCUUUGAUUGCGA
Schizosaccharomyces japonicus yFS275 is the source of this 1172-nucleotide messenger RNA. RefSeq lists its product as hypothetical. The record is from RefSeq and is a predicted model, not a curated record. Lineage: Eukaryota; Fungi; Ascomycota; Schizosaccharomycetes; Schizosaccharomycetales; Schizosaccharomycetaceae. Bases 438 to 959 code for a protein of 173 amino acids. The transcript has a single exon.